Anopheles stephensi (Asian malaria mosquito) is the source of this 2391-nucleotide messenger RNA. Its product is annotated as sulfate transporter-like. Gene Ontology annotation, molecular function: oxalate transmembrane transporter activity; bicarbonate transmembrane transporter activity; chloride transmembrane transporter activity. The coding region runs from base 168 to 2216 and encodes 682 amino acids. Lineage: Eukaryota; Metazoa; Arthropoda; Insecta; Diptera; Culicidae. The transcript is spliced from 8 exons. The record is from RefSeq and is a predicted model, not a curated record. Gene Ontology annotation, cellular component: membrane. Gene Ontology annotation, biological process: transmembrane transport.
UAAAUGUUCAACUUAGUCGCAGGUGUAUCGGCACCCAGGACGGAUCGUUUCAUUGCGAUCUAUCGGCUGGCUAGCAGGUGUUGGCCGAGUGUGUGAUAGUGUGCUGUUGUUUGAAUUGGUGCAGAAAGCCUUUAUUGCUGGAAUUUUGGUGUUUGAGCUGCCACAGGAUGCGAGCGACACCGCGCAACUCGAACGGAGUUGCAAAUCCGGGCUACAGCCGUGAUGGUAACGAAACGCCGGAAAGGACCGGUGGCCGGCGGUCGAGAUCGAAAAUAUCGCAGGUCAUUGUGGCCCGGCCCCACUACCAGCAGGAGGAUCUGAACAAUGCCUUCAACUACUUCAAACCCAAGUCCAACUUUUACCAGGAAGCGAUGGAGAAUAUGCGCGAGAUGGACACAAAGACGUGCCUGACGGGGCUGUUUCCAAUUUUUCGCUGGCUGCCGGAAUACUCCUUUCCCAGCGAUUUUAUUGGCGAUCUGAUCAGUGGCCUAACCGUCGGUGUGAUGCACAUCCCGCAGGGGAUGGGCUAUGCGCUAAUCGCUAACAUGCCACCGAUCACCGGUAUCUAUACGGCGUUCUUUCCCGUCUUCAUCUACUUCCUGCUCGGUACAUCGAGACACAAUUCCAUGGGUACACUGGCGGUGGUGUCGAUCAUGACCGGUAAGGUGGUUUACAACCAUUCCGGCGAGGGUUCGAACUAUACCAACCUGGAGGUCGGAACUGCGCUGUGUUUUUUGGUUGGCAUAAUACAGCUUGUAAUGUGUCUGCUCAGGAUGGGUGCAGCGUCUUUUCUGCUGUCCGAAGCGUUAGUAUCGGGAUUCACUACAGGGGCCGCCGUUUACGUGUUUACGUCGCAAAUGAAGGACAUUCUGGGUGUUACCCUUCCACCGCUGGGCAGCAGGUUCGAGAUUGUCCACACCUAUUACGAGCUUGGGAAACGGAUACCGGAUACGAAUCUGGUGAACUUGGGCGUAGCCAUCGUGGCGAUCAUCGUGCUGUUGAUCAACAACGAAAUCAUUAAGCCACGUCUAGCCAAAGUGUGCAUCAUUCCGAUUCCGAUCCAGCUAAUACUCGUAGUCAGUGGCACUCUGCUCUCCAUUCAGUUUAAUCUAAAGGACAACUAUGGGCUAAAGGUAGUUGGGUCCAUCCCUCAAGGGCUGCCAGCUCCCACCGUUCCCAACUUCAACAUAAUACCGGAAAUUCUCAUGGAAAGUAUCACGGUGGCCAUCGUCGGGUACACCGUGUCCGUAUCGUUGGGGAUCAUCUUCGCCAAGAAGGAAAACUACGAAAUCGGCUUCAACCAGGAACUGCUGGCACUCGGUGCGGGCAACGUGUUUGGAUCGUUCUUCUCGUGCUAUCCGUUCGCCGCCUCACUGUCCCGUGCCGCCAUCCAGUAUUUGGCCGGUGGAAAAACACAAAUCACGGGGCUCGUUUCGUGCAGCUUGCUGGCGGUCGUGCUGCUGUUUGUGGCGUCAUUUUUCCAACCACUACCCCGCUGCAUUCUGGCCAGUAUUAUUGCCGUUUCCGUGCAAGGGCUGUUGAUGCAGGCGAAGGAUCUGCCCAAGUUCUGGCGGCAGGGAUUCUUCGAUGGCGUUACCUGGGUGCUUACGUUCGUGUCGGUGGUGUUCAUCUCGAUCGACGUCGGUCUGCUGGUUGGCUUUGCGCUGAGCGUUUCGAGUAUCUUUUUCCGCGCGCUUAAACCGUACAUGUGCCAGCUGGGGAAUGUGCCCAACUCGGACGUGUACUUGGACAUUACGCGCUACGAAGGGCUGAUCGAACAUCGGGGCAUCAAGAUCAUACAUUACAGCGGAGGACUACACUUUGCUUCGCGGGCCGUGUUCAAAAGCAACAUCUGCCAGUUUCUCAACAUCAACAUUACGGAAGAGACGAAACGGCGCAAGGCGCCCGGGUUCGUCGAGGCGGACGAUGCCAUCAAGUACCUCAUCCUGGACUUUACUGCCCUCAGCUACAUCGACCCGUCCGCCAUCUCCACGUUCAAGACGUUCGUCAGGGAUUUGGAGGUGAUCGAUGUGCAAACGCUGCUGGCCGGCUGCUCACCGUUGGUGUUUGAAAAGAUGAAGAAAUGCAACUUUAUCGGUGUGGAGGAAAACUAUGUGCGCACGUACCCUACCGUGCACGAUGCCGUGCACUACGCCCAAAAGCAGCUGAGAUUGCGUGCUGGGGUGGCGCAAACGAUUCAGGAGGUACGGUUGUAAAUGUUUUACCACGAUUCAUUUGCCAAUGUUUUGUAGAUAUAGUGCAGCAUCAGGUUUUUAGCGAAUCUAGCAUAAUACAGUUGUUAUUCAUAGGAAGAUUCAUAGGCUUUGUGGAUGAAAUUUGCAGUCAAUGGAAUAAAGAAACAACAUUCUUAGCCAUCAUGCUCGAUUGAAA